GUAACCAAACUAAUCAGAAGUGAAUUUCAGAGAAAGAAAACGAUGAGUACGGGAGGAGAUGACAGAGCGACGGUGAGGAACAAGCAGGUGAUACUGAAAGAUUACGUGAGUGGUUUCCCAAAGGAAACUGAUUUUGAUAUCACCACCUCCACCGUCGAGCUUAAGCUACCUGAGGGGUCUAAGUCUGUUCUUGUGAAGAAUCUAUACUUGUCAUGUGAUCCUUACAUGAGGUCACGCAUGGGUAAGCCAGCUGCUUCUGGUCUUGCUCAAGCUUACACUCCUGGCAAGCCAAUCUUAGGGUUUGGAGUGUCAAGAGUGAUAAAAUCUGGACAUCCAGACUACAAAGAAGGUGACUUGAUGUGGGGAGUCGUUGGAUGGGAGGAGUACAGUGUUGUUACUCCUAUUCCUGACAUGCAUUUCAAGAUCCAGAACACCGAUGUUCCCUUGUCCUACUACACUGGACUUCUCGGUAUGCCUGGUAUGACCGCCUAUGCUGGAUUCUACGAAGUCUGUUCUCCGAAGAAAGGAGAGACGGUCUAUGUCUCGGCUGCAUCUGGUGCAGUUGGUCAGCUUGUAGGACAGUUUGCUAAAAUGAUGGGUUGCUAUGUUGUCGGAAGCGCAGGAAGUAAAGAAAAGGUUGAUCUCCUCAAAAACAAGUUUGGGUUUGAUGAUGCAUUUAACUACAAGGAAGAACAAGACCUAGCUGCUGCCCUCAAAAGGUGUUUUCCCAAAGGCAUUGAUAUAUACUUUGAGAACGUAGGAGGCAAAAUGCUAGACGCAGUGCUCGUAAACAUGAACGUUCACGGGCGUAUCGCUGUGUGUGGAAUGAUCUCACAGUACAAUCUUGAGAACCACGAAGGUGUACACAACCUAUCCAACAUAAUCUACAAGCGUAUCCGUAUUCAAGGCUUUGCAGUCUUUGAUUACUACGACAAAUACUCAAAGUUCUUGGAGUUUGUGAUCCCGUGCAUCAAAGAAGGGAAGAUAGCUUACGUGGAAGAUGUAGCUGAAGGACUCGAGAAAGGUCCUGAAGCUCUUGUUGGACUCUUCCAUGGUAAGAACGUUGGGAAGCAAGUUGUUGUGGUUGCUCGUGAGUGAGAUAGAAAGAUUUAAAUAAUAAUGGAUGGCUAAUGAUGUUGUGUUUCUGGUAACUAGAUAUAAAGCUUCUUUUAUUCAUACUAGGAAACCACCCCGCGCGUAGACGCGCGGGAGAAAAGAUGUUUUUUUUAAAGUAAUUUUUAUAUAAUUUAUAUUUGUUAGUCAAUCAUAUUGAAUCAUUUAAUAAACUAAUUAUUUUGUACGAAAAUCAAUACUUAAAAAAUAAUCUUAUAUAAUAGAAGAGUGAAAGUAUAAUUUGUGUUUGAAAACGUAUAAAUUUAAAUGUUAUGUGUUUAGCAUAACAAUAUUAAGUAAACUAUAAUAUUAAAGUUGCAGUCAUUUUCUUUUAUCUUUUUAUAUAUGAGAAGACAAACUUUUAAAAUUUGUUGAAAUGAUGGAACAGUUUAAACCUUUUAAUUAAAUAAUAUAAUAUAUUUUAAAACACUGUAAUUAACAUGCAAAGAACGACAUUUUUAAAUCUAUGACUCUCAGUACCUCCAUACAAACUGGGUUAGAAAAACAAAAAAAAAUAGACUUUAUCAGAAGAAGAAUAAGAGAUUACAAAAAAAAAAAAAAUUGGUUCUUUUCUUACAGCCAAAUUGGUUUGGAUAUGGUAGUUUAGUUUCGCUGAAACUAAACCUAUUAAAUUAUAUUUGCAGACACCACAUUAAAUUUUUGAAGAUCGUUUAAAACUAUAUAAUGAAUCAAAUAUUAUAUUUAAGAGUACUAAGAAUCAUACCUAUAUUAGAAAAAAACACAUAAAUUUUCUUAAAAAAUUGCAUCUGUAAAACAUUCUAUUUAUAGUAAUCUGAAAAGGUACAUUGAUAGAUUAUCAAGAGUUGUGUUUUGUUUUAAAAUGAAUAUUUUCAAGAGUUGCGAGGAAAAAGAAGUUCAACCAAAUACAUUUUCAGAACCAUUAGAUAGAACCAUAAUAAUUACAACCACGAGACUGAAACUCUUCAAAAAAAUUUUUAAAAAUCAAGAAUUAGGGAAAAGUAUGACUCUUCAAAUUAAAGAGAUGUGUUGUUUGAAAAAAAAUAACUUCUCAUAGCAAUUUUAAUUUAAGUAUAAAAAAAUAUUAAGACCAAUAGAAGAAAAAAAAAACAAUUAUAACCAAAGAUUGUAAUCCUUCAAAUAUGAAAAAGUAUGACUCUUUCAUGUAAAAAGAUGGGUUGUUUG
This is a messenger RNA of Eruca vesicaria subsp. sativa (arugula), 2277 nucleotides long. The record is from the annotation of a GenBank genome assembly. Lineage: Eukaryota; Viridiplantae; Streptophyta; Magnoliopsida; Brassicales; Brassicaceae.